AUGCCCGCAGUGAAAGUGUUCAAUAUAUUCGGCGGGCAGAAGUCAUCUGAGAAGCACCCUGCCGCUCCUUCUGCGCACAAUAAGGCUAUGCAAAAACUCUACAGGACCUUUUCAGUCGGUUCCGAAAACUCGAGCGAACUCAAAGGCGGGAAAGUGACUGCGAUUGCCGCCUGUUUAGAGAAACGGAUUGUUAGUGAACCCCUUGUGAAAAAUUGUAGUGAUAACGUGCAGAAAAAUUCUCCUAUUAUUGAAAUAAGCAGUCAUAUCGCGACCGGUAAAUUAGCUGUUUCUAAGAGUCAGCGUGUAUAUGAAAAUGUAAACAUACCAAUUAUAAACACAGGUGUAAAAAAUAAAUUGCGGGAAGAGACAAAAGGCUAUUCAUCGAUAUAUGAAAACGUUACUUUUCUGGAUAAGCAAAAAAACGAUAAAAUAGACAGUGAUUCUAAUGAAUCUAAAUUAAACAAGGCUUUGGAAUCUUUUGAUAAAAUUUUGUCAGAAUUUUCUUCAAGUACUUCACUCAGUGCUGAUGUUAAUUACAGUAGUACGUUUAUUGUGCCUAAAUUACAAAAAUCUAAAACUUGUAGCAUAAUUGAAUCCCGUUGUAUUUUAAAAAAGUCUAAUUCUGACCCGGAAAGUGACAAUAAGUUACGAAAUAAAGUGACUAGAAAUAAAUCAAUUGAUAAAACAACGAGCCUCUGGAAUCUUGACGAUAUGAAAAGUAAGGAAUUAUUAUCUCCAUUAAUGCCAUUCCCAUCAAUACAGAACGAAAAAAAUAAUUCUGAUAAAUAUGCAACGUACAAAAUUUCCUCAAAAAAUACUUCCCGGCCUAACUGCAUUAAAACAGAGGACUUAAAGAAGCUUGACGUAAAAACAAGAAUUCUUAAAAAGACUUUGUCAAACCCUCCUUCAACGCCAGUUCCGGUUAUUACGAAAACGAAACCAGUGCCAAAAAAGAUUGAAAAGAAAAUUAGCGAUCCAAAGAAAAUAAAACCAAAAGUAGUUAUUGAAAAAACAAGAACGAGCACAGAAUGCAAAGAAAUGCCAAAAUCACAAAUGCAAAAAGCUAAAAGCGUAUGGGAAAUUGGAAAUGAAACCGUAAUUACAACCAAUCUGGAACGAACAAAAUCAACUACUUCUAUCGCGGGCUCUCCCAGUAAGAUCCCGGUGAUCAGAAGUCAAAUGUCGCAGAACAAAUUCAGUAGCACAAGAGCGCUAUUUUCACCCACUCCUGUUGAUCUAAAUAAUGUAGACCAAGCCAGAGAGUGUGCUCAGAAAAAAAAGUCAACUGCGUCAAGAAAAACUUCAGAAAAAUUCGAACCAAAGCAAAUAAAACAAAAAUCUCAGCUUAGUUUGAAGACUGAUUCCAAACGACAGUGUGACAAAACCAAAAGAGAAAUUCUGGACAAAAAACAAACCUCAUCUCCAAAGUUAUCGAUAAGGAAUUACUCCGAUGAAAUAAACGCAGUGCGAGCAAAGCUCCAAGAGAAAAAAAUAAAUAACAAAAGAGAUCUAGUCGUCGCAAUGCCAGAGGCUAAACGAAGUGGAAACGAACCAGAAGAAAUCGAUUCGACAUUGUCACCUGUUAAGUAUCUUGUGAAGAAAUUGGAAUAUAAGACCGCUUUAGAAUCCAAAAGUGAACCCACACAGUUUCUUAAUUGUAAAGUAAUUCCGGCAAUACAUAAGGAGGUGUGUGUGGCAAACACUACUUUCCAUAAUCACUUGAGCACACUCGUAGGCCGUCAAGUUAAAUAUAUAGAACCGCGAGAUGACACCAAAAUAUGCACGCAGAUUGAAAAGAUGGAUUUACAUAAGAACAUUAUGGAAAAGAUUUCCGAUACACACUCCGACUGCAGCGACGACUCGGGUCACGUUUCCAACGACGCUGGUAACGAUAACGAUGCUGUGUUCGAUAACGUGCAUGAUUUGAAUAGUGGUGUGGAUGAAGUGGACUGUAAACUUUUUAAAGGACCCAAACAAUACGGGAUAGAAUUACCCGAGCAUGCGAAAAGUGUGUGUCCCGUGCGGCCGGCGAGACGAGGCGGGCGGGGCAACGAGGUCGUUAGCGGUACUCAAGCCACCGACGUUCCGAAAGUGGACGAGCAGAUUAUGUUCCGCGGCGGCGUGGUGGGCGGACUGGAUGCACGCCGCGACGCCGCGCUCGCCCGGGUGCUGGUGCGCCUGCAGGCCAGAGCUCGAGGGCUGCUCGCUCGCCGACGUGCUCAGCGCCUGCGCACUCAGCAUACUGCCGCCCGAUGUGUGCAACGAAACGUACGAGCUUUCCUGGCUGUGCGCGACUGGCCCUGGUGGCGGCUUCUCGUCCGCGUCACACCGCUGCUGGCCGUCCACCGAACCGAACAUAGGCUCAAGCAAGCACAGGAAGAGUUGGAAACAUUACGUGCAAAAUUGGAGAAGGUUGAGGGGGAGCGUACUCACUACAAGAACGAAACAGAGAAACUUGAAACUAAGGUAAGAUUAUUUAAUAAAAUAUCAUAG
Molecule: messenger RNA, 2493 nt
Organism: Parnassius apollo (apollo)
Lineage: Eukaryota; Metazoa; Arthropoda; Insecta; Lepidoptera; Papilionidae
Source: the annotation of a GenBank genome assembly